This is a messenger RNA of Suillus subaureus, 558 nucleotides long. RefSeq lists its product as uncharacterized. Lineage: Eukaryota; Fungi; Basidiomycota; Agaricomycetes; Boletales; Suillaceae. The transcript is spliced from 5 exons. The record is from RefSeq and is a predicted model, not a curated record. The coding region runs from base 1 to 558 and encodes 185 amino acids.
AUGCCCAAGCCUUUCCCACCCAUCCUUUUCCCAAAUCUCAUUGAAGAUCCAUCACUGAAAACGGUCUUUGGAAAUUGGGAACUCUUUGGCAAGGCUAUGUGGAUACUGCUGUGGGGUGGGAAUGGCUUGACUGCACUACAAGCAGGAGGACCUCUGCGAAAUGGUAAUAGGUGGGAGGUGACAUCUUUAAUGCCUGGUUUGUUGGCAUGGGUGGGCAUAGUUGUUGUUUUUCUACUGAGUGCUGACAAGGAAUUUUGCUAUUCUGGCAAGGGCAAGAUGAUGAAGAUCCAGUACAGCUAUAUGUUCACCUCAUAUAAGAAGAUUCUUGUCAAGAACUGGAACACAGAGUACACACAUGACAUUGUGAAGAAGCUGAAUGAAGAGGAUUUCACUGCAGCUAUGGAUCGUGCCUUAGCAGAGGACAUUAUGGAUGAGACAGUUGCUGAUGCCAAGGCUAACAGAGAGAGACUGAGACCUAAUAGUCCUCUUACAUCUGAGCCUGAUGAGGAUGAAGUUAGUAACAUUGUUACAGCACCUGCAGCUGCAAGAGGCCAUUGA